This is a messenger RNA of Zootoca vivipara (common lizard), 6383 nucleotides long. NCBI's taxonomy places the organism in Eukaryota, Metazoa, Chordata, Lepidosauria, Squamata, Lacertidae. The record is from RefSeq and is a predicted model, not a curated record.
AUUGAUUUGUACAUAAUAUUACUUGAAAAAUAGGUGAAUAAAGCCUUCCCUUUGAUAGCUUAAAAGCAUUUGGGAAUUUUAAAAUGUGUGUACUAUUCAUGCUGGUAUUACUGGUACUGUAUUUGUAUUAUUUGUAUUAAUAAUACCAGCAAUAUGUAUUAAUUAUCAUGCAGUCCACAGCCCCCUGAGAGAUCAAAGCGGUCAGGGAGGAUCUGUCAUUUCUAGUAAAUGCUCGCUCUGAAUCUUGCGGAAGUUGAGGUUUGCAAUGUUGCACACAUCUAACAUAAGCGAGUGAGACAGAGAGAAACCACAUGAAAGUAUCAUACUUAAUGGCCACUACUCUUCCUGUUAGUUAGGGGUUUCAUGUACGCUUUCAGAAAAAAAACAUUGUCUUUUCUUACAGCGAACUGUUUCCUCCCAGACCACUAAGGCAUUAUUUAAAGCCUCUCUUUGAUAGCAGACGGCAUUGGUGGCAGUUACUUCCAAAUGCAGAGGGCUGUAGGAUCAUAUGAUGAUGUGCACUGAAGUAUUCUGUGUCAAACUUCGGUCCAGCAAGAAGGAAACAGAGGGGGAGAAGAUAUCAACUUUUCUUCAGUAAAGUUAGCACCCUGCAUUUCUUCUAUGAAAGUAAAAGGUAAGUCAGUUUUUGCUAAAGGUACGCAUAAAAAUGUUCAACUGUUUGCAAGGCAAGUGCUUUGCAUUCCUCUCUUAUUUGUGAUUAUUUGCUGUGUUUUGUUCCCCUAGCUGGCAGAUAGGACACAUUGAUCUUUAGGGGUUACUGGAUUGGAAAACACCCUAUCUCAAAUUAUUUUAGACAUUACUAUUGCUUUAACAUUCAAAAGCUAGUGAAUGCAAAUAAUUAAGUUAUACUAUUGCUGUGUAUUUGUUUCUCAAAGCUAUGUAAAUAUGUAAAUGAUGCCUCUGAAUUUCUGCCUUUAAAAGAUGGAGAUUUAUUUCCUUGUGGUAGCAUAGUAUGAACUAAUGUAUUGUGUAACUUUGAUUCCUUCCUCUGUACUGUAUAUUUAGCUCUAACACUGCACACCCCAAACCUUGUACUUUGAGUAAACCCAUUCAUGGGUAAGUAGCUUAUUAUUCCACACUGUAUCUUCUGGUGUGUGUCUGAGAUAGGCAGUUUUUCUGUGUUGAGCCCAAUAAACAUCUUAGAGAAGGAUAUAUGACACUGGGAUCUUUCAUGAAGGCCUUGCUUUCUAAAUGUAAAGUUUUUGGAACUGUAGUAUGUCUUAUAAUAAGCUGUGCAUAGGAUCAAUGUAUGUAAUGCAUUCUGAACUUUUUAUUGAUCCUUUGAACAGCUUAUUUAUUAUAUAAAAUCAUACUACAACUAUAAUUCCAGAGAGUUUACCGGUACAUGUAGGUGUAAUUAGACAGACACACAAUUCCAUCAGAGUCAGUCCUUGAUCAACUUUUCAUCUUAUGUUGUGUGUGAAUGUCUUGCUUGCUUACACAGUAAUUGUAACACGUUGUCAUGGUUAAGCAUGUGGUCCUGAACCCCAUUGUUUUUGAUGGUGCAGCAAAUGCUAGAAUAUUUGCUUAAUUUUGCAACAUGUUUUAAUAUGCUUUUUUGACAUUGGGAGUAAACUAAUAUCCCCCUCCCAAUUGCAGAAAGUAAGUGAUCUGCCUUGUUUGGCCCUCAGUGCCAACAUCAAUCAAGGUACGGAACUAUCUAGCUUAAAAUAACUUGCAUGGAGGCAGGACCAUAAUCUGCUUUUGUCAGACUCUGAUCCUUCCCACAUCCUACCCCUAAAUUCUUGUGCCUCCUCUGACAGUUGUAAGGAAAGACUCCCUACAAAGACCUUAAACAAUAGCAGAACAUCAGGCGAGUGGCCUUUCAGUUAGUUGCAAUCUAUUUUUCACUCAUUUGGGACAGGUGGGAGUGGGGUACAGUCUCUCCAAAAUCCAUUCACAGCUUCCUUAGGCUCUUGUUUAAAGUCCAUUCACAGCUGCCUUAGGCUCUUGUUUAAAGUCCUUCUGGUUUUUUAUUGUUUCAUCUAUAUGUCCAUAUGAGUUUUCCUGUUCAUUUUGUGUCUGCACAAAGUGAAACAAUAAGCUGGUAUUAGUGCAUAAUGCCUGAAACAUCUUCUAGAUUUGUGAGGGGUGUGUGUUGUCUCAGUGAUAACUGCACUGUUUUUUGCAAGACCUUUUUAUCUGCCUCAACAGACAAACUAGACACGAUUCAGAUGGCAGGCCCAUUAGCUAUUAAAGCCUAUAAAUAAUUGAUUGAUAGUAAAGACUUACUUUAGAACAUCUCGACUUCACACUAUACUAGUUUUACUUCCAUGGGAUAAAAGGUUCAACAGCUAGCAGUCAGAGGGGCAUGGUAUUCCAAUUAAGGCACAUUUAUCUUUGUGGUUGAUUGGGAGACAAUCAGCUGAAUUCCAUGAAACCUUUUAUUAUUUGGAUUAUUGUUAGUCUCAUUUUUCAUUAUCUUUUGCACAAUCCACAUAAGCAAAAUGGCUUUUACACAGGCCUUUUUACACCAGGGUAAGUAAACACGCUGAUGGGCAAUGGUGCUUAUUGUAAUGAGGCUGUUUGAAAGAUGCUGAAUCAUAUUUCAUAGCUCAACUGUGGCCCAACCAUACUAUGAAACAAUAUGUUCACAGGAUGUAGCUUUUGUUUUUCAGGAAAAGUGGGAGAUAGUGAUCUACUGCAGAAUAAGAAAGGGGAAGUAGGUUGUUCUUUUUUUCCUGUAUUCCUAAGAAAUGCAAUCCUAAUUUCCUAAUAUGAAAUUUGUUAAUUUAAAGCAAUGGAGGUGGAGUUUCUCCCCCUUAUACCUGCUGCUGCCUAUCAACUUGAAUCAUACCCCAAUUUUCUUGGCAGAAUGGUGGAUCUAAGACAAACCUCUCUCAUUUUUAUCAGUUUAGAAACUACCUGCAGCAAAUUGGGAGUCUGAAGUCAUUUUAUUUAUUCAAGACAAUAAACUGCCUUCAUCCAGCAAAGAACGUGCCUUGCAGGUGAUGAGACUGAAAAUUAUGGCUUAUAUGGAAAAGGGUUCUUAACAUCUCUUAUUAUGACACAAUGCAAAUGUAUCUCUAAUGAAAGAUGUAUGCAAGCAGUUAAAAGGACUUAUAGAUCUUUUGAUUGCUGAACCCUGCCCCUAGGUUUAAGCCCCAACUUUCCUUGGUGGUGGUGUGAAGAAGAUUAAAAUUCUUAAAAACAACAACAAACGGACAAACAAACAACAACUUUGUAAGAAUCAGAAGAGAAAAUGACUCAGGAACUUGACCUCAGCGUACUAAAGGGAUUGGAACGACAAGUUGUUUUAGAUGUCCUGAACCGUGAUCAGAUGUUGAGGAAGGUGGACGAAGAACGAAUAAGGAAACUGAAGCUGCAGCUUCAGGAACUUCGAUGGAAAGGGACAAAAAACACAAACCUGGAAUAUAAGUCUUGUGCCCGCUGUCAGAAACCUCUUGGAGUGCUAAUCAACAGAGGUGCAGUGUGCAAUGGGUGCAGUCAUCAAGUAUGCUCCAGAUGUCGCAUCACUUUGAAUCGCUACCUGUGGAAAUGCACCGUCUGCUACGCUCAUGAGGAACUUAAAGUGAAAGCAGGCGAGUGGUUCUUUGAGCAGCGAUCAAAGAAAUUUCCAGCUGAAGGUAGACAUGAAACUGCUGGCGCAAAGCUCUUGGACUCUUAUCAAGUACUUCUAAGUAACAUAUCAGUGGUUCCUCCAACUCCCCCUCCAUUUGCUGAAUCCACAAGUGAACAUAAUACAGUGGAACUUGACCAGACUAAAGGUUUCCACCGGUCUAUGGAAAAUCUGUUUCUGACAUUUACAUCACAUAUAAAAAAAAUAUCAAAGUCCCAGAAUGAUAUGACAGCCGAGAAAGGGUUGCUAACAACAGAUUAUGGGCAAGAAAUGGAUCCAAGGAAGGAGAGGAGAAGCCUGUCUGAUACUGCCAUUGAUAUUUCAUCCAGGGUAAAUAAUGCCCCAACUCUUCAACGGCUCAUAAGUGGAGAUCAAGGUGUCAAUGGAGUUGCUGCCAAAAGGAAAUCCAGUGAAGAGCUAAUUCCAUCCAGUGCCAUAAGUGACCUUUUUUCUUCAGGAAAACGAAGUGGUAGUUUAUUCAGCAUUAACAGCACUUGCACUGAGGCUGGCAACUUUGAGCAAGCUGAUGUCAGUGGUGAGAUAGAAGUUGCCAUCAGAUAUCUCUUCAAAUCUGGCAUUUUAGAGGUAUAUAUCAGAGCCUGCAAGAACUUGGCUUAUGGAGAGGAGAAAAAGAAAAAAUGCAAUCCGUACAUCAAGACUCGCUUGCUGCCUGAUAAAUCUUCUCAGAGUAAACGGAAGACCUCUGUCAAAAAGAACACAUUGGAUCCAACCUUCCAAGAAACAUUAAAGUACAAGAUUGAAUACUCGCAGCUGGAAACUCGACAACUGCAAAUAUCCGUAUGGCAUGCUGGAACUUUCAGACAUCGAGUAUUCCUUGGAGAAGUGGUGAUCCCAUUUGAAUAUUGGGAUUUUGAAGACAGUUCAACUCAGUCAUUCAGCUGGUAUCAACUCAAAGCAAAGCCCGAAAAGCCUGGAGAUAAUGUACUCCAGUACAGUGGAGAACUUCUGGUGCGUGCAAAGCUGGUUUCACCUUCCCUACGUAACAAGUUCCAGUAUGGGAUGGAAGACAGAGCAUAUCCUGAGUACCAGCUUCAACUUCUAGUUCUUGGAGCCCACAACUUGCCUAUGCUAAGACCUGAUGGCCUAUUGAACACAUUUGUUAAAGGCUGCCUUUGCAUCCUGGGGCAACGUGACUUAAAACAAAGGACUCCUGUGCUGAAGAAACAAGCCCAGCCACAAUGGAACCACUUGUUUGUCUUUAAUGGGGUUACCGCAUCUCAGCUGCAGCAAUCUUGUCUGGACUUAACUGUCUGGGAUCAAGUGCCGUUUGGUUUACAUGAUCAGUUCUUGGGCGGUGCAAGACUCGGAAAACAAACAUCAACCGGUACAGUGGAUGCAACCUCCCAAGCAUGUCUUCAGUGGGAAAAGAUGCUCAGCAGCCCAGACACAUGGACAGACAUAGCACUUUCACUGUAUCCUAAUGCUCCUGCAUUUAAAUUCUGAAUGUCUCUUGCCUUAACAACAUAUGGAAAGCUAUGUGCAGCAUUGGUCAUUGCCUGCUCAUACAAGUAUGGUAUGCCAGUUAUUUUAACCCCAAGAAAUGUAAACCGUGAACGAAAAGAAGUACGUCAGGAGUUUCACAGCAAGUCAGACUGUGGAUCUGAGGUUCUUUCACACAUGUAUCAGUAGUGUUAACUGCAAAUUUAGAGUUUACCUAUUUCUCUGGGAAACUAGUUGGGUAUCUUAGCCAGAGCAGGCGGCAUGAUUUCCUGGCACAAUUCAAGCAAUAGCAACGGUAGGCUGGGAAUUUAACGCUACUGUUGAUUAUUUCAUGGUUGCAUCUUUUUUUGUAAACUCCAAAGGCUAGGACUAAGCAAUGCAAGAAUGUUUGCUGUAACACCCUUGUUCAUUUUCACUGCUGCCUGCUUCUCUCUCUCAUAAUCAGCCCUAACCUUUUUCUUUCUCCUUAUUUCUAUUCUACUUUGAGAGUCUCAGCUUUGUUCUAAAUCAAUCUGGCUAUGCCUGUAAAUUCAGCAGCACUAUGCACCAAUUACUUGAGAUGACGUCUAUAACUGCAGCCAAAAUAUGUCAGCAUCUGGACAACCUAUUCUUUCUGCUUGUCAGCAUCAAAGAACAAAAUUUCUCCAAUGAAAGUUUGAGAUAAAUCUUUCAUUUAUUGGUAUCUGUAAUCUACAGAAGUAAAAGAAAACCCCAAUGUAUGGCAUUUUAUCUAUGCAUGUAAUUAGUUGGACUAGGGGAAACAAGCACACACGUAUCCUUUUUGAAAAGUUGUUUUUGUAAAGUUCACUUAUUUCUUCUUUAACUGGAAAACACCACAAAGAGGGUGUUUUGCUUAGUCCCAUAUACAGUGGUACCUCGGUUUAAGAACAGCCCUGUUUACGAACUAUUCGGUUUAUGAACUCCGCAAAACCAGAAGUAAUGUCCCGGUUUGCGAACUUUACCUCGGUCCAAGAAUGGAAGUUGAACGGUGGAAGGGCACCAGCGUCAGGAGACCUCAUUAGGGAGAGCAUGCCUCAGUUUAAGAAUGGACUUCCGGAACGGAUUAAGUUCGUAAACAAAGAUACCACUGUAUAGCUGCCCAGUACUAUUGAGCCAAUUAAUUUAGUUUUAUGUACCCUAACAGGCAUCUGCUCCCUAGUGUCUAAGGAAAUCUAAGGGUCUUUUAACCAGAUAUGCAAGGGACUUAAUUUAUUGUGAUAAAAUGGAGGGCGAGGGAAACAGGAUAUGUCACAGUCAUAAAAUAAAUUAAUAAUACAAUCACUACAAUGAUUUCUGCUCUUCCUUUGUUUCAUCUGUUCCA